CGCGCGCGCACUGAGCUGGAUGUCCGGGCUGCGGGCGCUGCUGGGAUUCGGGCUGCUGGUGGCGGGCUCGCGCCUGCCGCGGAUCACAAGCCAGGCCGGCGUCUGCCGCCAGAGACCUACCUGGUGGAGGCCGCAGCGGCAGGACUCGGGUGGCCGCAGGUACUCGGAGGUCAUGGCGAGCACCUCGGUGAAGUACUUGAGCCAGGAGGAGGCCCAGGCCGUGGACCAGGAGCUGUUUAACGAGUACCAGUUCAGUGUGGACCAACUCAUGGAGCUGGCUGGGCUGAGCUGUGCCACAGCCAUUGCCAAGGCAUAUCCCCCCACGUCCAUGUCCAGGAGCCCCCCCGCCGUCCUGGUCAUCUGUGGCCCCGGGAAUAAUGGAGGAGAUGGCCUGGUCUGUGCUCGACACCUCAAACUCUUUGGCUACCAACCAACCAUCUAUUACCCCAAAAGGCCCAACAAGCCACUGUUCACUGCGCUGGUAACCCAGUGUCAGAAGAUGGACAUCCCUUUCCUUGGCGAAAUGCCCUCUGAGCCCAUGGUGAUUGAUGAGCUCUAUGAGCUGGUGGUGGACGCCAUCUUUGGCUUCAGCUUCAAGGGUGAAGUUCGGGAGCCAUUCCGCAGCAUCCUGAGUGUCCUGAGUGGACUCACCGUGCCCAUUGCCAGCAUUGACAUUCCCUCAGGAUGGGAUGUGGAGAAGGGAAGCUCUGGAGGGAUCCAGCCAGACCUGCUCAUCUCCCUGACGGCACCCAAAAAGUCUGCAACCCAGUUCACCGGCCGCUACCACUACCUUGGGGGUCGUUUUGUGCCACCUGCUCUGGAAAAGAAGUACCAGCUGAACCUGCCGCCCUACCCAGACACGGAGUGUGUCUACCGCCUGCAGUGAGGGACUGUGGCAGCAGCCGUCCCAAUAAAGACCUAGUGCCUCUCUCUCCCAGAA
Messenger RNA from Lepus europaeus (European hare), 940 nucleotides. RefSeq names its product NAD(P)HX epimerase (gene NAXE). NCBI's taxonomy places the organism in Eukaryota, Metazoa, Chordata, Mammalia, Lagomorpha, Leporidae. Gene Ontology annotation, molecular function: NAD(P)HX epimerase activity. The record is from RefSeq and is a predicted model, not a curated record. The coding region runs from base 20 to 886 and encodes 288 amino acids. The transcript has 6 exons. Gene Ontology annotation, cellular component: mitochondrion.